GUAUCCACGGCCCCGUUAUUGCUGGGUGCUCGACGCUAAUACCUUGGCAGGUCACCUUGGCUGUCGUGGGCACAACAGUGGGCUUCUAGCCGGGUGCAUCUGACUCUACGGAGCCGGCAUGUCCAUCGGCUAGCUAUGCUCAUCCGUCCAUGACUUCCUUUAUUAAUGCUUGUAUUACUGCUUACACCUUUACGCCCUCUCGGCGGCUACGCCUGCCCUUGUUCUCGAUUGGAUCGAUCUUUGCUUUCACCGUUUGGAGUCGAUUCCUCCAUUUAUACCCCCUUCCCUUCGCAUGCUACCUUCCCCCAUACCCUGCGCGCUUGAUCUUGCCGCAUCUCUAUUCCCCGCGGCUGCUUGGUUGCUUCACUUUCUCAAAACACUCGACACGACUGGACGACGUAAUGUUUCUAAUGUUCUUUUCUUUUGUGCUUUAUAUUCCACAUGGUGUUUUGGACUCUGUGUCAGCCCGCCCUUGGACCAUGGUUUGGUGGACUACGGGGUGGUUCAAUCUGGGAGCGUGAGGCGACGGACUAACUAAUCGGGGUUCACGACACUUGAUGGAUAUAUGCCUUUUUCCUUUUUUCUUAU
This is a messenger RNA of Aspergillus sclerotioniger CBS 115572, 588 nucleotides long. RefSeq lists its product as uncharacterized. The record is from RefSeq and is a predicted model, not a curated record. NCBI's taxonomy places the organism in Eukaryota, Fungi, Ascomycota, Eurotiomycetes, Eurotiales, Aspergillaceae. Bases 150 to 521 code for a protein of 123 amino acids. The transcript has a single exon.